AUGAAACGCAGAUAUGCAACCAUGCUUCGGUGCAGGUUUCUGAUAAUGCCAUUUCAGUCGUUCCAUAACACUUGGGAUAUUCUCUUCAUAAUCAGCUUGCUUCAUUUUAGCAUCACUGUAGAUGCCUUUUCCAUCCUCAGCACCACGAGCAAGAACACAAAUCCAGUUCUGAAUUCUCCUGACGCAUUCCUCAGCAAUGAUGAUCAUAAGCAUGCCCCCACCUAUUCAUUUUCCGUUCCUUUGAUCAACAAAAGACCAAAGCCAGAAUCCUUUGGGGAUAAAUUCAUUGAAUUGUGGAACGAUCCUCGACCGGUGACUAGCUUAGUAGGUAAUGAUCGAACCACAGUCGGUAACCGAAUUACUUCUGAAGGAGAGUCGGAAGAAAUCCCUUACUGUAUACUGAGUGAGGAAUUUGAUAUUGGAACAGAAUUAUUUCAAAUACUAUUGUAUCCAAGAGGACGAUAUGUCAGUGGGUCUGGCAGCGUUGGUGGUAUUGCAUCAGCCUAUCUUCGGUAUCUACCAAAAGAAUAUGGUGAAGAACUGGAUGUUUCCUGGAAUUUGCAAUUGUGCGUAUCCAAAGAGAAUACCGGUGCUGCAGAUGGCGAUGAUGAUAUGGAAAUACUAUCAAUCUCUACUUCGGGUGGACUGCCCAAAUCCAACACUACCUGGUCGGCCGCCAUGACCUUUUGUCACGAAUUGGAAGCAGUGGAAUCCGUCGGCCGAGCGACCGAUUGGGGAUCGAGCAUAUGGAGUGCUGGUGAAGUGUGCCAAGGCCUAGGUCGAAUAUGUGCCAGAGGAAAUAUUACAGUCUUUGACAAGCGACAAAGUGGGAUUUCCUUUUCCUUUCCUCCCAAGGGUGCCUUGGGUGAUGUCCUUCGGUCAUCCAACCAACCAUUGUCCUCCCGCGAAUUUCGGGCUGGCGAAGUGAUCGUACCCCGUCCCAUGGAGGAAGGAAGCAUUCAAGCCGAGAAACUGAAAGAAAGUUUUGUGUAUCCUGGCAUUGACUACCGCAUCAUGACCAUGACGGACGGGAAUGGAAACCAACUCUUCUCCACAUCUUCUCUGUCAAGCCAAGAGGAAAAGAACCGAGCGAAGCUAGCUCUAAGGCCGUGUGGAUGGAAGCUUCAGCGACAACUUUGGCAACGAAAUGGAAUGACUCAAGACUGGCCGAUGGAAGUCGACGCGGAACUCCUUGCCAAUGUGACGUCUACUCGUUUCAAUAGGGAUUCGGCCAUUCCUCGAAUCACGGCAGCCUUUCAGCGUGAAUGGGAGGCCUAUGCGUUGGCCUUGGCGGUUGCUAUCAUGCCCAUUCCAGUAGCACUGUUUUUGAGAACCUUCGUGUCCUUGUAUGCCAUUCCCAGUGCAAGCAUGGAACCUACAUUGCUGCGGGGCGACGUCUUGCUUGUGGAAAAGCUACCAGGGGUGUACGAUCGCACCCAGCGAGGAGAUGUAGUGCUUUUUCGACCGCCACCUUCUCUGACGGACUUGAUUGCCUCAUCAAGUCCUCAAAGUCGACCCAUUUCUAGAACAUCCCUCUUUGUGAAACGCUUGGUGGGAGUUCCAGGUGACAAGAAUAUUCGAUUGGACGAUGAGACGAGGGAGGUGACGAUUGAUGGCAAGCCAUCAAUGGGACCCAAUCGAGAUUUGUGCGAAGAUGAACCACUAAGACUAAUUGAUAAGAUGCUAAAAAACGGAAAGGGGAGAAAUGUUGCUGAGCUUGGAGAGGAUGAAGCCUAUGUGGUAGGUGAUUGCAAGGCCGUAUCGGUCGAUUCUCGUGUGUUCGGUGUAUUGCCCAAGGAAAACAUUGUUGGCAAACCGGUAGCGAGGAUCUGGCCACUAGAUCGCAUUCAGCUAUCCAACAAAUUUUGA
Molecule: messenger RNA, 1869 nt
Organism: Cylindrotheca closterium
Lineage: Eukaryota; Bacillariophyta; Bacillariophyceae; Bacillariales; Bacillariaceae
Source: the annotation of a GenBank genome assembly